CUUCAAGGUCAGGAAUAAACGUCCGCAGUUCAAAUGGCAACCGAUGCUGUAUUGAGUGACUUUUUAGUACGAGAGCGAAGGAAUUUACGUGGAUUGGAAGAGGAAUUAAACUUUUCAACAAGAGGAGAAAAUGAAAUUCCUGAACGCAGCGAAGAACCAGAAUGCAUUAAAAGAUGGGCUGUGGCUUUCCAUCAACGUAUAGAAGUCAAGGAUGAUGCUGAACGUCGAAACAUGUCCCAGCUAGAAGAACAAGGACUCAAAGAUUUGCAUGAGUGGGCACUUCAAUACCGUGAUUCUCUUUCGCGAGGAAGAAAACUCAGUCGUGCCCAUGACAAAGAACUUCGAGAUGCUCAAGAAAAAGCCGUACAGGCAUCCGCUAUGAUAUCAGGAGCAGAUGCAGGCCAGGCUGUAUUGUGGGAUAGAGUUUGUCAACUGUGUAACUUCGUCACUUCUACCAAUGAGGAUGCUGCAAGUGCUCACACCACUUCGAUUAAUUCAAAAGAUAAUCAGCGAGACAUGAACAGAAUGCGUGUCCUCCUUCUACAGUUAAAAAAGAACCCGCCAUCAGUGCAGUCUAACACUCGAUAUCACUGAUCCGUGACCUACGCUUUAGUGAAGUGCAAUAUACUCCAAAUUAGUUUAUGCAUUUACUUCUAUUAUGACCACUCAUCUAUGCAUUCCAUUUAUUUAUUAUCAGCUGUUGAUUAUGAAGAACAAUACUUUUGUUUUGCAUUGCACUCUAAUUAAUAUAAAUUCUUCUCCAAUCAACUCAGUUAUACUAUUAAAUUUCAGGAAAAUAAUUUCACUGCCUAGUUAUAAAUGUGAUGUUACAAGCGACUUUGCAGAUAGUGCGUUGGUUUUUUAAAUCUAUCAUAAAGCCAAUCUAGUCACUUCCCGUUACCGUUAUUUAAAAAAGAAAGAAUUCGAAGUUAUUCAUAUAAAGCCCGUUUAAAAUCAUAAUAA
Molecule: messenger RNA, 963 nt
Organism: Heterobilharzia americana
Lineage: Eukaryota; Metazoa; Platyhelminthes; Trematoda; Strigeidida; Schistosomatidae
Source: the annotation of a GenBank genome assembly